AUGUCUAAGCUCUACGUUUGCUCUGCUGAACCUGGCUGUAACGAAACUUUUACUAAGUUUGUGGACUACAAGAGACACAAGGUCGCACAUUCAGCAAAGGGGUACAUCUGCACUUGGCCCGGAUGCAACUUCGCGACAAUGACGAGAACUAGCUACGACAUCCAUUCUGCUAAACAUACUGGCGAGAAACGCUACGUCUGUCCCCACGACGGUUGUGACUACAAGACUCAUGACCCUGCUCUCUUCACGCGCCACCGCAAGAAACAACAUGGGUAUGUUCCUUUGCCGCUCGGUCGUGGUGCCUCCUCCGUCAAAGGGCCAGGCGGAACUAGGACAUCGUCCCGGCCCCUGGUACAACCCCCUCCCCCUGGUACAUUCUACCAGUACAAAUUUCAACCCGUGCAAUCGCAGUCCGUGCAAUUGCAACCCAUGCAACAGCAACACAUACCACUCCAACCCAUGCAGGCGCAGCCCGUACAAUCGCAGCCCAUGCAACAACAACCCAUGCCACCUCGAUCCAUGCAAGCGCAGCUCGGACAAUCGCAGCUCGUGCAACAACAACCCAUACCACCCCGAUCCAUGCAACCGCAGCCCGUACAAUCACAGCUCAUGCAACAACAACCCACGCCACCCCAACCCAUGCAACCGCAGCCUGUACAAUCGCAGCUCAUGCAACAACAACCCGUGCCACCCCGAUCCAUGCAACCGCAGCCCACGCAACCGCAACCCAUUCAAGCACAAUCCAUGCCACCCUGGCCCAUGCAACUGCAACGGAUGCAACCGCAACCUACCCCACCCCUACACAUGCAAUUCUACCCCACCCCAUACAAACCCGAACCUACUCCAUACCAGCCUCCUCCACCUGUCUACAACCCAUCAUUGGGAGUCUUCUACGACUCGGCAGAUACUGCGGAUGACUAUACCAUGUAUACCGGACCCGCGAGAGCUUCCAAUGGGUGGACUGAGGGAUGUAUGUGUCCUGAAUUGAUGCAGAGGCGCCCUUCGGAGAUCCUGGGGUUUGAAUAUGAGGAUUUUUAG
Molecule: messenger RNA, 1038 nt
Organism: Suillus subaureus
Lineage: Eukaryota; Fungi; Basidiomycota; Agaricomycetes; Boletales; Suillaceae
Exons: 4
Coding region: 1-1038 (345 amino acids)
Biological process (GO): regulation of transcription by RNA polymerase II
Cellular component (GO): transcription regulator complex; PcG protein complex
Molecular function (GO): RNA polymerase II cis-regulatory region sequence-specific DNA binding; DNA-binding transcription factor activity, RNA polymerase II-specific
Source: RefSeq, a predicted model, not a curated record